Molecule: messenger RNA, 1417 nt
Organism: Larimichthys crocea (large yellow croaker)
Lineage: Eukaryota; Metazoa; Chordata; Actinopteri; Sciaenidae
Exons: 3
Coding region: 113-1063 (316 amino acids)
Source: RefSeq, a predicted model, not a curated record
UCGAUGACCGCGAGGAAGUUCCUCUUGCUCUUCACCGGUCAGCAAGGUGGUAGUGAAUGACUUGACGGCUCAUGUAAAUAAAACGGACCCGCGCCGCCGUAAUUGCGCAAGAAUGGCAAACUCUGUGGACGACACGCUGCCCGACGAGGAGAGGGAGUUUCAGAAGGCUGUAGCGUUGAUCGGAGGUAAAGAGAGGAUUUAUUUGGUGAGUGACCCAUGCUCAAGUAAAAAGGAGGACGGGGAUGAUGCUGGAAUAUUGCAAGAGUUCAUCCGAGAAAUGUUUCCUGGCAGCCUGGCGGACAGCAACGUGCAGCCCCACGCCUCUCCGUCAAGCAUUCACAGUGACACCGCAAGUGCAAAUCAUGUUUCCUGUAAGACUGUUGAAAGCAAUGAAAUACCUCUAACAGCGACGCCCAAGGAUUUGGAUGUGACAGCGUGUCCAGAGGGACCAACGCGCAAUGACAACCCCCAGAGAACAGCAACGAGGAGGGCAAAUGUUUACAGCCCAAAGCGAGCCAUAGACUCUCCUGUCAUCAUUUUCAUCUUCAGACAGACAUUUCUCAGCGAAAAAUCCAACCGACUGUGCUUAAAAGAGAUCUUGAAGGAUGUAAAGGCGCGCACGAAACGUUCCAAAAUAGCUCGACCAGCUUUGAUUGGAUUAAUACACACAAGACAAGAGAGUGCCGAGACGCAUCAGUGUGCGCAACUCCUGGAGAGUCUGAUCCGCUCAGUGUUUCACAAACAUUCACCAGAGUCCGUGUGGGUCGGCUGUUUCAUUCCGAAGACAGAGGCCAAAAUGCUCAGCAUCAAGACAAACGCCUGCAACGUUAUACGCUCAUCUCAAACAGCAGAUAAUACCAGGGAUAGAGGGAACUUUUUUUGCUGGCCAUUCCAGUGUUUGUUCUGGCCUCAGAGAAGAGGAGCCAGAGGCCUGGUCAACAACUCUUCAACUACCAGGGAAAGAGGUGACCAUGGAAAUAUUGAGGAAAGCAUCCCUCUGAAAACCAAUCCUUUGUCUGCUGGACCAUCUGCUGAUGAAGAAUCAGCUGGAAGAGACAGCUGAUGAUGACAUGACCUGUGGCUGGAGGCAUAUCACUGUAGACAAUCCUGUUUUCACUGUGAGAUUGGCUUUAUGGUGCUACAGAGCUUUACUACCUGUUACAGUGUUUCUUCACGGUGCUUGUUCUGAAGAAAUAUGUUGAUAAAUCAUCAAAUCUGUUGCCAUCUUGCUUAUUCACAGUCUCUUCGGUCUACAAUGGUUAGUCACAAAGGGAGUUUAGUGUGUAUGUAAGGUAGUGUUGAUCACUUAGCCAUAAUCACUUUUUAUUUUUUCGCUUUUUUGUUUUGAUUAUGUCAUUUUAGUACAUGUUGGUACUGUAAUACAGCUACAACAGAUGUACUCCUUUAACAUAGUCAA